UUGAAAUCGUUUUUGUAAACAUACUUUUUUAUUUUUUUUUUGGUGAUAACAUUUUAUUUUAAAUAAAUUGUUUAUGUUUAACAAUUGGUUGACACAACAAAAUGCUGAAUUCUGAAUGACAUGAAAUUUAACCCACGAAUGUUAAUUGUUAAGAUAAAUAUAAAUUCUCUCUUAAACUUUGUUAUUAAUUUUGUGUGUACCUAUAUUAAAAAAUGAUGGUUUAUUAGGAAAGUGAUAUUGAUAUACCAAUUGAAUAUUCAAGUGAUCAAAAACAAUUUAAAGUAGGUAAAAAAAAAAAAUCUUGUUCAUUUUGAAAAUACAACAACAGACAAUUAUUCAUCAAUUACCAAUUGCUAAUAAACAUAACCAUCAAACAGAUAAUAGAAAAUUCCUAUAUAAAGUUAGGCAUCGUCAAAGUAAAAUGGGACGUCUUCGUUCAGUAAUUGAUCAAGGUUCAACACCAGAACCAGCACCAAUUCGUAGAUCACUCAGGCUAUCAAGCAAAACACGUAGAGAUGGUAUUGCUAAAUGCAUGAAGCUAAAUACACAAAAUAAAGCAAAUAUUGAAAAUGCAAUACUAUUAGAAUCAAGUCCACUACGUCCUCGUUCAGUUAUUGCUCAAGGUUCAACACCAGCACCAAUUGACCAUGUUGUUAAUAAUGAUAAGACUAAACGUUUAAGAAGUCGUGAAGAAGUUAGAAUAUUAGAGGAAAUACGUUUUAAUGCGUCACAAUGUAAAAAAGAUCUUACUGAACGCAUAAAGCUACUAAAUAAACAAAAAAUACAACAUGAAAAAAAUAUUAAUAUUGCAACACAGAUGAUAAUGAAGCGUGUUAAUGAUGAUUGUCUGGCUGAAAUAUUCAUGUAUGUGCCAGCAUGUGAGAGACUAAAAAUUGCACUGGUAUGCAAAAAAUGGAAAAGAGCCCUUGAUUAUUCUUGGUUUAAUGUCAAAAAACUUGAAUUAACUUACUGGCGAUAUCAUGAAUUUCCAUGUUGUUUAAAAAAAUAUCAAACGGUUGAUGGAAAAUUAAAUUUUUUAAAGUCACUGCUUGAUAAAUGUGGUCGUUAUUUAAAAACAUUAGACUUGACAGCUUAUGAUCGUUGUAACAUUGUGCCAAUUAUCAAUGAUUAUUGUCCAAACCUCGAGAAACUUCGAUUGAGAUUCAUUGAUAUUGACGAUUCAAUGUUAUCCAAUGCAUUUACAAGUCUAUCUAAACUAAAAUCUUUGACAAUUAUAUUUCAAGGUAUGUGGUAUAAAAAUGAUAUACCUGUGACUUUAAUAAAUUCAUUGAAAAACGUUGCUGGUACAUUGACUGAACUGUAUUUGUUGCAUUUUGUCAAUCACUUGGAUGGAAGCUGUGGUUAUCCAAAAAAUCUUCGUUAUGUGAUUUCUCGACUAAAAGCCCUGAAACGUUUUGAAGUUGCUGGUAUACGAGGUUUAAAAAAUUCAUUCAAGUAUUUAAAAAAUAAUGAAAUGUCAUUUUAUUUCAACCAUAAUGAAUAUCUUAAAAAACCUCCUUAUCUGGGACUAUCGUUUAUGAAUAUCUGGUCAUUAAAUUUAUCAAGUUGCUUCAUUAAAGAUGAUACUUUGUAUACUAUUGCCAAUACCAUCAAACUAUUAAAAACGUUAACUAUUAAUUGUACUCAGAUAACCGAUGACGGUGUAGUAGCACUUUCAAUGAUGAAUUAUUUACAAACUCUUUAUUUAAACGGUCAUAAUAACGUCAUUGAUUCUUCAAUAAAAUUGCUCAAAAAUAUAGUAGUAUUAUCUUUGCCACACAGCAAUAAAAUCACUGAUGUUUCAGUCACGAAACUUCUUGAAAAUUUACCAAAAAUUGAGCAACUUAUUCUUCACUUAGCAACAAGUUUGACUGCUAAUUUUGUCAAAAAAGCAGCAGAAAUAUCAAGCAAACGAAAACAACAUUUGGUGAUCGCCAUUCAUUCAUUAAUACCUGAUGUAAAACAAUAUGAAUCACCGUAUUUGAAAAUAUAUAUUAUUAAAAAUGAAGAAUAAUAAAAAAAAUAGUAUAUUUUGAUACACAUGCCCACGUUGAUAAUGUCCAAUUCUUAUCAAUUAAAAUAUAAAAAAAUCUGUUUUCAAACAUAAUACAUCAUCAUCAUCAUCAUUAUUUUUCGUAUUUUUUUUUAUUCUCUUUUUUAGAAUCAACAAGUUCAAUUGAUCCUUUUAUUUCUUCUUCUUGAAGACGUUUUAAUCCAUAUUCAGAUGGAUAUUUAUAUAUUAACUGAAUGUACAAAUCCACCAGCUUGAAGAAACGAAUUGAAUAAUACCAUUAAAUCAACUGCUUUAAUUUGUUCCCAAUCCAUAUUACAAGCAGCUAAUUUUGAUAUUAUUGUUUCAGUUGUUUCAGCUUCUUUAUCCAAUUUACAUCCUAUUUGUGUUUAAUCUCUUCAUCAUCAACAUGUGUGACCUUGACGUCAUCGUCAUCUGAUAAAUCAUCAGAUGAACUGUCACUAUAAAUAAUUGUUUUUCACCUCGAGCAUAAUCAGAAGCAAGAUCUGUUGUUCAUUUUCAAUUAAAUCUUUUUUAUCAAUAGCAUUUAAUUCAUCAGACUCAUUUUCAUCUUCAUCUUUAUCAUCUGUAUCUUCAUCAUCAUCAUUAGAUUCAUUAGAUUCAUUUUUAGAGUAAUGAUUAAAUUAGAGUAAUGAUAAAAUUUUUUUAAUUCCCUCUAAUAAAAUUGGAUUAUUAACUGCUCCUCGUUCAUCAAUUGUUGAAAUAAUUUGAAAUUUUUUAAUUAGUAAAUAAUACUACUGUAUAUUAAAAAUCCUCAGCCAAUCCCAAUAAAGAAUUAAAAAAAAAAAAAAAAA
Aphidius gifuensis is the source of this 2826-nucleotide messenger RNA. RefSeq lists its product as uncharacterized. NCBI's taxonomy places the organism in Eukaryota, Metazoa, Arthropoda, Insecta, Hymenoptera, Braconidae. The record is from RefSeq and is a predicted model, not a curated record. Gene Ontology annotation, molecular function: protein binding. Gene Ontology annotation, cellular component: SCF ubiquitin ligase complex. Bases 422 to 2014 code for a protein of 530 amino acids. Gene Ontology annotation, biological process: SCF-dependent proteasomal ubiquitin-dependent protein catabolic process. The transcript is spliced from 4 exons.